AUGGCAACGCCAGCGCUCGACCCUAAAGCUGUUCAAGCUAUCGUGAACUCCACGCUGGGCCCCCUGGUUGCUGGAGGCUUUUUCACCACCUUCUUCUUUGGAUUAAUAUGUCUGCAAACGGCACACUAUCUCAGGACGUUCCCUAACGAUCGUCUUCUUGUUAAAAUUCUCGUUCUGUUUUUGUGGGUCGCACAACUCGUCUUUACGCUGUGCAUUUGUCAGGGAACCUAUGCAAUGGCAGUGACGGAUUUUGGGCGAUUAGCUGCAUUCAAAAUUGCGCCGUGGGGUUUGGACGCAGGACAAAUUUUAGGAGGUGUCAUAGACCAUCUCAUCCAGGCAUUUUUUGUAUUCCAAAUAUACCGUGCCACGCACAGACUAGUUCUCUGCAUUUUCCUCUGGAUUCUGGUCGCUCUCCUGGAAGUCCUUGCCGCGUAUCUCUGCGCCCAGCUGCUCAAGACACACAGCAUUUCGAUAACUUUUGGCAACCCCCAGAACCACCGACUGCUGAUGCUUCUUUUCUUUGGCGACGCCACCAUGGAUCUGGUCAAUGCCGCCAUAUUGUGUUUCCACUUGAGAGCGCAACGAAAAUCGGCCUUCAGCAAACGCACAAUCUCGCUGGUUGACCAUCUUUUAGUGUACACCCUGCAGACGGGUCUGACCACGAGUUUUGUUGCAUUCGCUGCAGCUAUCUCAUAUGCAGUUAGCCCAGACAACUACACCUGGGUGGUCUUCUUUGAGUUUCUGCCCAGCUCAUUCCUCGGCGCAUUCCUUGCAAACAUCAACAACCGCGCUGGCCUUCGUAUUGCACAAGAUAGCCACAAGCAUGGGACACCGUCUCAGACAUCUUACUUGUCCUCGGGCGUGGUCAACACCGGUAACGGAAGCCAAAUGCAUCCGGGCGGGUCGGGAGUGCAGGUCCAGAUUUCUCGUAAUGUCGUGUUUGCGAGAGACCGGGAUUUGAUAACCUCGAUUGGUUCGGUGAAGGCGGGUGAAGGUGAAUAUGACCCGGAGCUGGAGGAGCGUGCGAUCGAGAUGAAUAAGAUGGAAUUAGACACGCAGCACCAUCGGCCGGAAGCGGUCUAG
Mycena indigotica is the source of this 1083-nucleotide messenger RNA. RefSeq lists its product as uncharacterized. The coding region runs from base 1 to 1083 and encodes 360 amino acids. NCBI's taxonomy places the organism in Eukaryota, Fungi, Basidiomycota, Agaricomycetes, Agaricales, Mycenaceae. The transcript is spliced from 10 exons. The record is from RefSeq and is a predicted model, not a curated record.